Molecule: messenger RNA, 493 nt
Organism: Pseudovirgaria hyperparasitica
Lineage: Eukaryota; Fungi; Ascomycota; Dothideomycetes; Acrospermales; Acrospermaceae
Exons: 2
Coding region: 82-366 (94 amino acids)
Source: RefSeq, a predicted model, not a curated record
CCACCUCGCCAACCAUGUCCAGAUUCUCAGUCUCGCUGUUAGCCAGCAAGUUGACCAGCGCUUCGUCCUGAGGAGCGCGGAAUGACACAGGGAUACGACACAGUCCAGUUGCAUAUUUGUUUGGCUCGCUCAUGGAGUCUCACCCAUUCUACAUAUACCAGACAUUGCAAGAGCAUGAAAAGACGAUCAUUACAAACCUCAGCUGAAGGCUGCCGUAGGCUACAGCGCAAUUGUCGAAGGCCCCUUCGGACAGGAAUUGGACUUGAGCGGGUACGGGACAUGUCAAAUCGCUGGAGAGACCAAAUGACUACGGGGGUGUCUCUAUCCAGCCUGAUCGGUCUAUGUCGAAUCCUCGCUUUCGGUUAGAAUGAUGCUACUUUUAGAUUGCGUGAUUGUAUCUAAGCAAUCGUCGUGCUGAGCUUUGAAGUAGGUUGAACAUACAACCACACUCUUCUCGAUACCAAUUCGCAAGCAUGUGGCCUGUCGUCUGGAU